AUGCCAUUGACAGAUGCCAGUCGUGAAUCUUUCAUGUUCAUCAAAUGCACUGCAAGAACCACCGUGGCCAAAAUCAGAGAAGCCUUUCUUUCCAGGGAAGAAGCACCUUCUAACAUCCUGUUACAUCUGGGUUCUGGCAUUCCUUCCGAGACUACCAAAGUCGCUGAGCUGGAUUUCUUUCGUGACAAAGUGAUUGUCUUUCACGCGCGCAGUCUUGACCCAGACGAUACGACCAGCAACACGAGAGACCGGUCGACGACCGACAGCAUGUUGAACGGCAUCCCGGACGGUACGUUCAGCAACACAAUGCACAGCCCGACGGACAGCACGAGGAGCAGCUCAACUCAUAACGGCAUUCCGAACGGCACGUCGGGCAACACAAUGGACAGCUCGUUGAAUGGCAUCCCGGAUGUUAUGUCGAACAAAUCUAUGUACAACCGGACCCAACUGCGCACCUCACUCUCUCUUUGGUCUUCCAACGACGGCUCUGGCGCAAAGAAGACAGAUCAGCAGAAAGACGCUGAGCAGCGACUCCUGACCCUUAAACUCAAGGAUCUCGAAAAAGCUCUGGAGAAAGAUGUGAGCGAUACCCUGACAGAAAUCAGAGAAACGAUGAACGAGAACAUCUUCGAGAACUAUGACACCGCCAUCAACGCUGCUGCCAAUGCUGCUCUGCCAACUUCCCAAGGCUGGGGCGCUCACAGGAGCCUGGGCGGUCUGUACUGGGCUACGUACAAGGCGGUCGUCCGUCGACAGGGCGUUUUCACUGGAAAGGGCGGCCUCUCCGACUUCAACGCGCAGCUCACCGAGCCAAUCUACAAACACCUGGCCAACGGCUGGGAGAAGGCCUUUCAGCGUCGCCUCCCGCAUGUUUUGAAGGCAUGCGCCAAAGUCUUCUCCAACGACCUGCGCGCUUUUCACAAAGCCAUUCAAGAUCAUUCGUUCUCUCACGGAGGCAACCCUCGUCUUAGUCUGCUCGCACAACAGCUUACCAAUUACGAAGCUGUAUUCAGCGAUCUUGGCAGCAAGAUGCUUGACCUGAUCAACGAGCGUCAGCGCGAGAUCAACCGCGAGUUUACUCCGAAUGUCUGCAAUGCCAUGCUCAUUGUAUACAACAUUUGCAGCAAUGAGGCAGGCCCUGGUCAGUUCAACAGGAUGAAAAUUCACAUGACUAAUCAUGUUGAGGCCCAGAAGGACACCAUGUUUCAGAGGGCUACCCAGGUCGUUCGCAACAUGAUCAUGGACCUGACCAAGGAUUUCGAGGAGCACAUGGCUAAUAGAACUGAUCAGGUCUUCGUUGGCAUGCGUAGGGACUACCUCCAGGUUUUGAGCAAUGUUCGCGUUGACGACAUCACAAUGCCCAAAUGGGAGCGCAGCCUGAGAAAUAAGGUUGAGGAUAUCAUUCAACAAAGCGAGGAGAACUUCGAGGCCAUUCUCGAUGGAAGAGAGGUUGCUGAUCCAAAGGAUGAGGCUUCCGCAGGAGCUGCAAAGGAAGGAGAUGACGGCACGGAUGUCGAGAAUGCCGAUCAAGAUAAGAGAAAGGCGAUCAAGGAAGACGCCAGUUCUUCUGAGGAAGACACACACAUGGAGGAUACUCAUGCUUGA
Molecule: messenger RNA, 1605 nt
Organism: Aureobasidium namibiae CBS 147.97
Lineage: Eukaryota; Fungi; Ascomycota; Dothideomycetes; Dothideales; Saccotheciaceae
Exons: 4
Coding region: 1-1605 (534 amino acids)
Source: RefSeq, a predicted model, not a curated record